UCCGUAACUUCCGUAUGAAAUAAAUCGGUCGCAAGAUCAAAACAAACAAAAAAAUGGAACAAAGAUCUAGAUUACUAAUGUAGUCUAGAAUCGACAUAGACUCCUGAUCUAGAUUAGAAAUGCUUUUGUAAAAAAGCAAAAAUGUUUAUAAUAAAAUUUUUGUGAUAAUUAUGCUGUUAGCCCAAGUCACUGAUAACUUCUGCAGUUUGGAUUAGAUUAUUCUAAAUGCAACCAGCAUUUGAGUCAACAUGAACGCUAGAUCUCAAGUUAUACAACUAACAGUGGAAGGUCGCCAGAUAGAAGAGGUUGUGUUGGGAUUAUUCCACACAAUACUGCUCAACCGCACCACUGGCAAACACAACUACACAAAAGAUAGAAACUUUACCAUUGGUUCUCUGGCAGUACAAGACAUUGACUGUGAUUUUUUGGACUUCACUUAUGUUAAGAUUGUGAGUAAAGAAUUGGAUGCCUACCUGAAGAAAGAAGUUAGCCAGUUUAGAGAUAUGCUAAGACACAGUGAAGGCCAACAAUCAGGACAGAUUAUGUUGGAAUUCUACCGAAAACAAAGAAACAGAUGGUUAUUUCAAGGAGAUGUAUUUCCCUGGGAAGUCUGGAGUUUAAAGCUGGAUAUAAUUAAUUUAUCUACAGAAAAUGAAAGGUCAGAGUUCAAAGAGAAGUUGUCGCAUCAGGUGAUGGAUAAAGUGUUCUAUAUUCUGGAUGUCAUCAAUCGCCAUGAGUAUGUCCCUAGCACACCACCAAAAGAGGAUGAGGAGCUAGUUUAUGACACAAGCUUUACAGAUAUACAGCCCUAUUUGUUUAGGAUCUCCCAACAAACUACUGGCCCAUCACCUACGUCUGUGGGCACUACCAUGAGAAAAUUUCUACGAGGUUCCCUUGCUCUUUGAAGCUUCAGAUUUGAGCUGCUCUUCCUCAUUAUGUCUACAAACUUAUAUUUGAGCUUUCAUUCAUUUCUUUGUACUCAUAUCACCUCAUUUGUAAACAUUUGUGUGAUUCUCAACCACCUGGUGGAAAUGUAUUUCUGUACAGUAAUUGACAUCUGUUGUAGGAUGGAUUAUUACUUUUGACAUUAAUAUUUUCUUUCUUUUUCAUCUAUCAAAAAAAUUGUAUUGCUUAAAUGUAAAAUAGUCAAGAAAAUAUUGUUAUUGUCAUUUUUUUUUUUUGCAAUUUUUUUUUUCUCUAAAUGAAUUAUUUUUGUUUCAUUUUGUUUGUCUAUGUUUCAAGAUGUUCUUCCUACAUGAUCUGUGAAAAACAUUUUGUAAUAAUCUGUAAAUAGCAUGAUGUUAGUGAUGUGUUUAACACAGCUAUCAUAAUGUUAAGAUACCAAUAAACUGUGAACUAGACAGACUAAGACAAGUUUCCUUUGAGGCCUAAAGACUAAUAUACUGAUGAGGUGGUGUUUUACUUUGGCUGUGUGGUGUUCCAUGAUAGAAUGCUGAUAGUGCUGUUCUGUAGAGAUGGUUAAUGGCAUUGUUCCUUGGCAAAACACAAAAAGAAGGUCUUUAGUCUUUCUUGCUGAUUGAGUCUGUUCAUUUGUUAGUGUUUUCAAAUCUUGAGUAAAAUUCUCUAUCAUGUCUAGAGAUCAAGACUUUUGGAUUAGCCAAACACUCGACUGUAGAUAGAACAGAGUUUAGACUUUAUGCUAAGUGAUAGAUGCUGUUGGCCAUUUUUCAGUUGUCAAAUAGCUAAAAACCAAGAGCCUGAAAGCAACUAAAUCAUUUUGCUUGAAAGCUGUGCUGUCUUAAGGCACAAAAAGAACUCAUUGUACAGACUUGUGCAAUUAUGUCCCCUGUAACUUUGUUCAUGCAAUGAUUUGCCUCAAGUUUCUUAGAACAUUUGAUUUGUAUUGAUAAAGUACAUUGUAUCUCACCUGCAAUGAAAUACAUUGAAACAAUAAUUUGUU
Messenger RNA from Biomphalaria glabrata, 1921 nucleotides. RefSeq names its product autophagy-related protein 101-like. Gene Ontology annotation, biological process: autophagosome assembly; autophagy. The record is from RefSeq and is a predicted model, not a curated record. Bases 249 to 905 code for a protein of 218 amino acids. The transcript is spliced from 8 exons. Gene Ontology annotation, cellular component: phagophore assembly site. NCBI's taxonomy places the organism in Eukaryota, Metazoa, Mollusca, Gastropoda, Planorbidae.